Molecule: messenger RNA, 758 nt
Organism: Bursaphelenchus xylophilus (pine wood nematode)
Lineage: Eukaryota; Metazoa; Nematoda; Chromadorea; Rhabditida; Aphelenchoididae
Source: the annotation of a GenBank genome assembly
AUGGACGAUGGCUUGGACGUUUUGAAUAACAAACCCACAGAAACAAUAGAAAACGCAAGCAAAAAUACUGGAUGUAACAUAUACGCGAACGAAGGGUUGCAUGUGGUGCUAGACCGGAUUUGCACGUUAUGCCAUGAGAUGUACAGCGACACUAAUCCCAACAUGAGGUCACAGUGCCGGUAAGUAAAACAACAUAAGUGGUUGUUUUAUGACGUUUCUCUUCUAAUUCAUGAUACUGUAACAAGAAAGUGAGACUAUAGUUUUUGUAACUUUAUUUUUGGCCAAGAUAAUGCGAUUAGAACGUCACUAUACGCGCGUUUGUAGAUGGAUCUAAUUCAGAAUUAUGGGAAUAAUGCGGUUAUAAUGGGUGAACUCCACUGUUUUGACAUCGCAAUAUCACCUGCUUUAUUUGAUUAUGCUUACCAAGCAAUCGAAUGUGGGCUGAAUAUGCAUGCGAAAUGGGGGUAUGAUGUUUACCGAGGUAUAUUAGGAGCGCAUACGUAUAAUAUAACGAGGAAUUAGAUGUAGAGAAAACGAUUCAUGCUCGAUUUAAGGCCGCAUAAGUUCAAUUUUAAAUAAUUCAUAGCCUCAAACUGUUUACAAUAUCAUUAACUCACGUUGCUUAUAUCGGUUUGCGAAUAACGUCUUUGUCUUUCAGAACAAAUUGCUUUCGAAAUGAACAGUUCAAGAAGUGCUUACUGGUGUUCAGGCCAGCACGAUCAUUACAUCGGCGAGAUGUGCUCAGGCAAAACUGGUAA